This is a messenger RNA of Aspergillus oryzae RIB40, 1647 nucleotides long. RefSeq names its product putative MFS transporter. The transcript has 8 exons. The coding region runs from base 1 to 1647 and encodes 548 amino acids. Gene Ontology annotation, biological process: transmembrane transport. Gene Ontology annotation, molecular function: transmembrane transporter activity. Lineage: Eukaryota; Fungi; Ascomycota; Eurotiomycetes; Eurotiales; Aspergillaceae. The record is from RefSeq and is a predicted model, not a curated record.
AUGCCGUUCUCUGAAACCGAUAUUGCUUUCUUCUUAUCAAAGGUAAGAAGGCCUUUUCUACUUCGACGGGACACCCCUGACAUACAUGUAGAUGAUGGAGGAAACGAGACUCAUGGACAACGAAGGAUCGUUCUCAGCCCACUUCCAUCCAGUGACCCUAACGAGCCAUUGAAUUGGAGCACUGCACGAAAGACAUGCAAUUUCACGCUCGUAUUAGCAGUAACAUGUCUUAUUUUCACGGCGCUCUCCAUCCAACAGAUAUUCUGGCAGUUGAUGGUGGUCGACUUGAACGUUACUUACGCACAGCUAAACAAUGCGAUGUCGGUGAACUUCGUUGGACUCGCAAUGGGAUGUGUAUUUUUCAUUCCAUUCGCGAAGAAGUUUGGCCGGAGACCAGUGUAUCUAAUCUCAACGGCACUGAUGCUGGUCACCUCCUUUUGGGCGGCGGAGAUCAAAACCCUCGCAGAGCUAUAUAUCACCAACCUCUUACAGGGACUCGCUGGGGCAACGAACGAGGCUAUUGUUCAGAUCACCAUUGCAGACCUCUUCUUCGUGCAUCACCGUGGCGGAAUGAAUGCGUUGUACAUGACCAUGAUGAUGAUUGGAAGCUUUCUCACCCCCAUGGCUGCCGGGGCUCAGGCAACAAGACAGGGUUGGCGAUGGUCCUACCGUACAAUGGGUAUUUUCAAUGCAGUUAUCUUUGUCCUUUUCGUCGUCUUUUACGAGGAGUCGAAGUAUACCCCUACCAUUGAAGGAGUAACGCCCACCGCUAGGCCUACGGAUGGCGUGCAGCAAAUUCCUGGUGAUGAGUCUGGCAACAAGUCACUUGUCAAGGGUGCCACCAGAACUGAGGAGCAUAGCAUCAGUGGACCUCCAUUAGAUCACAUUUUCCCUAUGAAGACAUGGGCACAGAGACUGUCCCUGGUAACCUACACACCGGAACCCAUCUGGCCAUACUUCUAUCGCCCCUUCGAGAUCCUUUUCACAUUUCCUGCCGUCCUCUGCUGUGGUCUGCAGUAUGCAUGCGGGGUGAUAUGGCUUACAAUUCUUUCAAGUGUGAUCGCUCUAGUAUUCCCCCUUCCCCCAUAUGAGUUCACUCCUGAGCAAAUUGGUUACAUGAGUGUUGGUCCAUUUAUCGGUAACUUGAUCGGCUCGUUUUACGGCGGCUUCCUUGGAGACUGGUCGAUUAAGUACUUUUCUCGACGGAAUUCCGGAUACUACGAGCCCGAGAUGCGUCUGUACAUUCUACACCUCCCGGCAGUGGCCUUGUGCGGCGGUCUCAUUAUGUUUGGAGUAACCAUUGACAGGGGUAUGCACUGGAUUUUACCCAGUAUCGCUGGAGCCCUCUUUGGCUUCGGGCUCGGCAGUAUCAGCGACGCAUGUCUGACUCUAGUUAUCGAUAGCUACAUGGAGAUCACGGGUGAUGCGUUCACGGGCGUGGCCUUCCUAAGAAAUGCUUUUAGUAUUGGCAUACCAUUCGCCAUCAGUCCUUGGAUGGAGCAUAGCGGCUUGACGAAGAUGUUCGUCGCCUGUGGGUUUAUCAGCUUGGGAGUCACCUUGACAUUAUUGGGCAUGGUCAUGUACGGAAAGCGCAUUCGACGCGCGACGGCGAAACGAUAUCAUCAGAUGGCUAGCAAAAGUGGAUGA